This is a messenger RNA of Oncorhynchus gorbuscha (pink salmon), 3156 nucleotides long. RefSeq names its product inner centromere protein. The record is from RefSeq and is a predicted model, not a curated record. The coding region runs from base 203 to 2950 and encodes 915 amino acids. Gene Ontology annotation, biological process: positive regulation of protein serine/threonine kinase activity; mitotic cytokinesis; meiotic spindle midzone assembly. Gene Ontology annotation, molecular function: protein serine/threonine kinase activator activity. The transcript has 18 exons. NCBI's taxonomy places the organism in Eukaryota, Metazoa, Chordata, Actinopteri, Salmoniformes, Salmonidae. Gene Ontology annotation, cellular component: kinetochore; nucleus; meiotic spindle midzone.
GGAACAUUUUAAACGGUUUUCAGCGGGUGUUGAAGUCAAGUAGGACUAACGUUACUUUGUUGUGGUUGUGCAGAGCAAUACAUGGCGUAUUUUACCAUUUAAUAUAUAUAUAUUUUUUUUUUGUUGAUUAAGAUUGUUGAAGUCAUUUGCUAUUGAAGCGAAACGGAUUUUUAUUUUUUUUCUCGAAAACUGGAGGAAUUUUAUGGUCGCAACCAUGACCUCUGUACUGUCGUCGACGCAUACCCUGAUGCAGAUGUUUAACGGGAAGAUUCAGGAGUUCGCCAACGAAAUAGAAAAUGUCCACAUGGUGUGGCUCGAGGAGAUCCAGCAGGAAGCCAAUCGCAUGUUUUCAAGUGACUUCAGUGCGGAGCCAGAACUGAUGCCAAAGACUCCAUCACAGAAGAAGAGCAACCGUAGGAAGCGUCUAUCCGGUCAGAAUGAGAACCGCACCAAGAGGCGCUUCUCAAAGGGCAAACGCAGCAACCUGCGUCGCUCCUCCGUGUCCACCUCCCUGAACCUGAUAGCAGAGGAUGAGGGAGGGUCCCCAGUCACAAGGGAAGAGAUGGUCAAGCCCCCUCGUUCCCGCAGAGCCAAACGGACGACCCAGCCUGAGGCGGCGUCACCCGUAUGCAGCACCCGCAAAGGAGCUGCUCCGACCAACUCUCCGCCGGAGGAGAUGGAGUAUGAGGCUCAGAGCAAACACAUCCAGGAGGAGAGGAUGCAGCCAGAGGAAGCUGCGAGUAAGAGGGAGUCGUUCAGCUCCGUCGCCUCCCAGCCCCACUGUCUAACACCCCCCCAGACUCACAGUCACAUAGCUGAAGCCAUAGUCAAGGUCUCGGCCUCAGAGCAGCGUUCUGCAGAUCUCCAGAUAAACCCCAACCCAGACCGCUCUCCAAGCCGCAACGCCACUAAGAUGGCCAUCGCUGCCGGCGCCACGCCCCCGGGUCCCAGGCGGAGCUCCGUGAGACACUCCCUGACCGUGCGGCGCUCCCUGGCAGGGCUGAGACACAGCAUGACCCAGGAGUCUGUCCGCAGAGCCUCCAGGAGAUCCUUCCUGAAGAAGAAGAAGAAGGCUCGGCGGGGCAGCUCCACCUGCAGCAGUAACGUCAGCGAGCAGGAAGAUGCGUGGACGGAACCUGAUGGACAUGAGGUCCAGGUGCAGACUGACGGGGAGUUGUCAGAGGAGCCUGCAAAGACUAAGACCGACAGCCCAGCUCCCGAGACUUCUCCUGAGGAUAACACGGUGCAGGACCACCCGGGGGUUCUCAGUGUCACGGAGGUUCGUCGUUUCACUCGCUCCAUGGCCCAGACCACUCCCACCGUGCCGCCACCAGCCUCGAUCAUCAGCAAAGCCAAGACCGCCACACCAGACUCUGGUUCAGAUGGCAGUGGUAAGAAGCCACCGUCAAGUCUGGGUCCUCGUCUCAGUGCCAAGCGCAGAGCGGCUGCCGAUGAAUUCCAGAGCCCAAGGAAGAAGCCAUCACCCCCUGUUAAGAGCCAGAGUGUGAGGCCCAACAUGAGGUCGUUCCUCCACACGGUCCAGAAGAACCAGAUGCUGAUGACGACCCCCAGUUCUCUGGGUCGCAACAUGGUCAUGAAGUCCUUCAUUAAACACACCACGCCGGGCAGAGCCGACCUCAAGUCAGGCUGUGGUGUAGUGGAAAGGGAGCGCCUGAAACUGGAAGCACUAAAGAAGAAGCAAGAGCAAGAAGACGAGAGGAAGAAGAAGAUGGAGGAAGAGAAGAGGAGAAAACAGGAGGAGAUGAAGAAGAAGAGGGAUGAACGGCUGCGGAGGGUAGUCGAGGCCCGGGUGAAGGAAGAACAGAAAGAGGAGGAGAAGAAGAAGAAGAUUGAGCAGAAAAUGCUCCAGAUUGACGAGAAACACGACAAGCUGCGAGUGGAGCGCAUGGCAGAGGAGAAAGCCAAGAAGAAGGUGGCCACCAAACGCCAGGAGGAGCUGGAACUGAGGAGGAAGAUGGAGGAGGACGUCAGGAGGAAGAAGAUUCAACAGUCUGAGGAGGAGGAGAAGCGUCAGCAGGAGCUACAGGCGAAGAGGAGAGCCGAAGAAGAGCAGGAGAGGGCUCGUAAGAUGACCGAGGCCCGACGAGCCCUGGAGCUGAAGAAAGAACUAGAGAGAGAACUGGAGAGAGAGAGACAAGCAUCUGCUGAGAGGGAGCGGGUAGAGCGAGAGAAGGCCAUUGCUCUUCAGAGAGACGUGGAGAAAGCUGCCCGGGAGAAGGAGAGGAGAGAGUUGGAGAAGAGGAAGAGGGAGGAGCAACAGAGGCAGGCUGAGGAGGAGAGACGGCGAGAAGCUGAGAGACUCGCUGAGCGACAGCGAGAAGCCGAGAGACUCGCUGAGAGACAGCGAGAAGCCGAGAGACUCGCUGAGAGACAGCGAGAAGCCGAGAGACUCGCUGAGAGACAGCGAGAAGCCGAGAGACUCGCUGAGAGACAGCGAGAAGCCGAGAGACUCGCUGAGAGACAGCGAGAAGCCGAGAGACUCGCUGAGAGACAGCGAGAAGCCGCUAAGAGCCACCUGACUGCUGAAGUUCAGGUGUUGAAGACGCCUGUAGGGAAGGGAGGAGUCCUCAACGUCACUGUGGAUAUCGAGCAGUCUCCCCAGUCGUAUGAGAUCACUCCUAAAGGGGGGAACAAGCCCGUUGUUCUCAACACCAACCCUGAGGACUAUGGGAUGGAUCAGAACAGUGAUGACUCUACUGAUGACGAAUCGGCCCCGAGGAAACCCAUCCCCACGUGGGCUGAGGGCAACCAGCUGAAGCAGUCUAUGAUGAAGCAAUAUUUUCACCCAGCUGACGUGGACUCUCACUACGGGGCGAUUGAACCCCCAAAGCUGGAUCGUAUCUUCUGCAAGAGCAAACCUCGCUACUUUAAACGUACCAGCUCUGCUGUCUGGCACUCGCCACCUCGAAUGGGAGCUCUACCCCUUUAAGCACUGGGAUAAAAUGGUUUUAUUUUCUUUCAUUUUGGUAAUAUUUGUUCUUUCAUGUAUCAUAUUGAGAUUCCUAGCUGGCGGACACUUGAAGGGAAGUGUAAGGAAUAUAAAACCUUUUUUCUUUUUUAAAAAUUCUUUAAAAAAAAUAAAUCUUGUAUAAAUUUUUACAUUUCUUCUGAAUAAAAUGGAUAUAACAUCUCCAA